Molecule: messenger RNA, 3546 nt
Organism: Corythoichthys intestinalis (scribbled pipefish)
Lineage: Eukaryota; Metazoa; Chordata; Actinopteri; Syngnathiformes; Syngnathidae
Product: zinc finger protein 585A-like
Exons: 4
Coding region: 489-3221 (910 amino acids)
Source: RefSeq, a predicted model, not a curated record
GUCGAUGUGGGCAUGCAAUCCUGGUCGGAAAUGCAAAAGAGAAGACUCGCCAAGGUGGAACAUUUUUUCUUUGUGCGCGUCUUGUUGUUUUCGUUAAUUUUAGUCACUUAACUAAAUCGAAGCCUCGACGACGUGUCUGGCAUUAGCCGCAUUACGGACUCAAACAUCAGUCUUCAAGUCUCAGCACUCGUUGAAAGUUUGCGACCUACUUUAGCCUAGCCUAGCUGGCCAACCGCUAACAAAGCUACAAGGCACGUCGUCAAGCGUUCAGAAAAUGUCCGGCAGAACGACGCCGGCUGCAGUAAAGUUCGAGGAGGUAAAAGAGGAGCCCCAACGUCACAAAGACUCGACUAUGUGCAAAAUAAUGCACGCAAAGGUCCUUCACAGAUUAGAAGGAGUCUGAGGAUGAGGAAGAGUCACUAUACAUCAAGAACGUAGAGAAAGAAUUUGUUCACAUUAAAGAGGAACAGGAGGAGUAUUUCAUUGAAAUGGAGAACACUCAAAUUGAGAAGCAGCAGCAACCUCAUCCCCUCAAAAAGGGGGAAGAGCACCCUCCAUAUGUUAAAGUGGAGGUGAUGGACAUCCCCAUGUGGACUGGUGAGCCCUUGAAGGGUGAAGAUGGAGGUCCGAGUGAGGCCAGCACAGGGGCAGAGCCUCCGUCUGGCAGCAGGAGCAGUUCAAAAGAAGGAUUCCAAGCUGACAACCUCUUCGUUCGACCAUCAGAGAGUGACGACUUCACAUCACACUCGCUGUUCUGUUUCAGCAAAUAUCUUGGUCCUGACGCUCAACAGCUUAAGAGAGAAGUACAACUUCCAAUCAAAAAGGAGGAGGUAGAGCUGCCAUACGUUAAAGAGGAGGACAAUAUCACCAUGUCGAGUGGAUUCAGCAAAUAUCUUGGUCCUGAGUGGCAGGAGUCUGAGUCUCCUGCCGUUAAAGAGGAAUUGGAGCACCUGCAAAUGAAACGGGAAGAGCCAGAGCACCCUCAACAGCAAAAGAGAGCAGAACAACUUCCAAUCAAAAAGGAGGAGGUAGAGCUGCCAUACAUUAAAGAGGAGGACAAUAUCACCAUGUUGACUGGUGAGCCCUUGAAUAGCGAGGAUGGUCCAAGUGAGGCCAGCAGAGGGACGGAGCCUCCAAGCAGCAGCUCAACGGAAGGACGGCAAGCACACAUUUUCAUUGCGCCAUCAGAUAGAAAUGGCGCCAUUUCACACUCACCUUACAAAGAUGAUGGUCAGAAGACAUCUCACUGUGGGAAAACCUUUGCUAAUAACUAUACUUGUCGUAUGCAUAUGAGCAGCCACACUGGUGAAAAACCCUUUUCCUGCUCAGAUUGUGGUAAAAAAUUCACUCAGAAGAGAAACUUAAAAGUACACACAAGAACCCACACUGGUGAAAAACCCUUUUCCUGCUCAGAUUGUGGUAAAAAAUUCUCUGAAAAAGGCGCCUUGAAAAAACACACAAGAACCCACACUGGUGAAAAACCCUUUUCCUGCUCAGAUUGUGGUAAAAAGUUCUCUGAAAAAGGCACCUUGAAACAACACGCAAGAACCCAUACUGGUGAAAAACCUUUUGUCUGCUCAGUUUGUGGUCAAGGGUUCAGUAGCAAGAGCGACUUAAAGAAACACACAAGAACCCACACUGGUGAAAAACCUUUUUCCUGCUCAGAUUGUGGUAAAAAAUUCUCUGUAAAAGGCGCCCUAAAAGUACACACAAGAACCCACACUGGUGAAAAACCUUAUACUUGCUCAGUUUGUGGUCAAAAAUUCAGUCAGAAGAGAAACUUAAAAGUACACACAAGAACCCACACUGGUGAAAAACCUUUUUCCUGCUCAGAUUGUGGUAAAGAUUUCUCUGUAAAAGGCGCCUUGAAAAAACACACAAGAACCCACACUGGUGAAAAACCCUUUUCCUGCUCAGAUUGUGGUAAAAAAUUCUCUGAAAAAGACACCUUGAAAAAACACACAAGAACCCACACUGGUGAAAAACCUUUUUCCUGCUCAGUUUGUGGUCAAGGAUUCGUUCAUAAACAACAAUUGCAAAGACACACAAGAACCCACACUUGUGAAAAACCUUUUUCUUGCUCAGAUUGUGGUAAAAAAUUCUCUGAAAAAGCCACCUUGAAAAAUCACACAAGAACCCACACUGGUGAAAAACCUUUUUCCUGCUCAGUUUGUGGUCAAGGAUUCACUCGAAGUGACCACUUAACCGUACACACAAGAACCCACACUGGUAAAAAACCCUUUUCCUGCUCAGAUUGUGGUAAAAAAUUCUCUGUAAAAGGCGCCUUGAAAAACCACACAAGAACCCACACUGGUGAAAAACCCUUUUCCUGCUCAGAUUGUGGUAAAAAAUUCUCUUUAAAAGGCGCCUUGAAAAACCACACAAGUACCCACACUGGUGAAAAACCUUUUUCCUGCUCAGUUUGUGGUCAAGGAUUCACUCGAAGUCACCACUUAACCGUACACACAAGAACCCACACUGGUGAAAAACCGUUUUCCUGCUCAGAUUGUGGAAAAAGAUUCACUGAGAAGAGCACCUUAGACACACACAAAAGAACUCACACUGGUGAAAAACCCUUUGUCUGCUCAGUUUGUGGUAAAGGAUUCGCUCAUUUAGACACCUUAAAAAACCACACAAGAACCCACACUGGUGAAAAACCUUUUUCCUGCUCAGAUUGUGGUCAAGGAUUCGCUCAUUUAGACACCUUAAAAAACCACACAAGAACCCACACUGGUGAAAAAUCUUUUUCCUGCUCAGUUUGUGUUCAAGGAUUCACUCGAAGUCACCACUUAACCGUACACACAAGAACCCACACUGGUGAAAAAACAUUUUCAUGCUCAGAUUGUGGAAAAAGAUUCACUGAGAAGAGGGCCUUAAACACACACACAAGAACGCACACUCGUGAAAAACCGUUUUCCUGCUCAGAUUGUGGUCAAGAAUUCAGUUAUCAGAGUGCCUUAAAAGUACACACAAGAACCCACACUGGUGAAAAACCUUUUUCCUGCUCAGUUUGUGGUCAAGGAUUCGCUCAAAGUCACCACUUAACCGUACACACAAGAACCCACACUGGUGAAAAACCUUUUUCCUGCUCAGUUUGUGGUCAAGGAUUCGCUCAAAGUCACCACUUAACCGUACACACAAGAACCCACACUGGUGAAAAACCGUUUUCCUGCUCAGAUUGUGGUCACGUGUGUAUUGGUGUGAGAGGCAGUGGCCAAUGACUGUUUUGCCUGUCAUCCAUGCUGCCUUUAUCAGAUUGUGCACUGCCAGUGGAAGUUCCUCUCUGGCUGGAGACACAGGCCCACAUAUUUUGUCUCACACAUCCAGGCAGUGCUUCUCUGCAGAGUUGGCGCCCCAUGCCGGCUCUGUGAUUUCGGUCUAUGACCACACUGGAAUCUCCACAGUCCUCUCCAGGACAUAGGUCAGGUAGAAGACGAGUACUUAUUUCACUGUCAUUUCAUAACACAUACACAGUAAAUGUGUUCCUCAUCACAACACAAACUGCAGCAAAGUUGUACCAGGGAUAAAAGUGGCUAGAAGUGUCUU